AUGUCCCCUUCUCAUUCGACAAGCCCCCGAGCGCGCCUUCGUGACGUCGUACCGUCUGUCUUCUUGGGCUCAUGGUCGCCGGGACCAAAGAAUGGCAUUACAGACGUGCCUGGCGUCCGCGUUCAUACACAAUCCAUUCACUCGGAGGACGGCAACGUGAACACGGGAGUAACCACCAUCAUUCCGCGUGAUGAAUGGUUUUCGAAGGCUUGUCACGCAGGAGUGUUUCGUUUCAAUGGCUCUGGCGAGAUGACGGGCACCCAUUGGAUCGAGGAAACCGGCCUCCUACAUUCACCAAUAAUUCUCACCAACAGUUUUGCCGUGGGCCCGGCGUAUACUGGAAUAUACAAGUAUGCAUUGAAAAAUCAUACUGGCGAGGAUGGCGAGGUGGGCUGGUUUCUCCUUCCCGUCGUCGGCGAGACCUUUGACGGCUACCUCAACGACUUGAGUGUCUUUGCUGUCACGCCUGAGCACAUUGUCGAGGGCUUGGAAAACGCAAGCAGCGAUCCUGUGAAAGAGGGCAACACUGGCGGCGGAACCGGGAUGGUUUGCCAAGGCUUCAAGGGCGGUACCGGUACCAGCAGUCGCGUCGUUCCCGCCGCCGUGGAGGGCAAAAGUUACACCAUCGCGGCCCUGGUACAGGCCAACUACGGCCGGCAGCAGCAUCUUCGUGUCUCGGGCGUCCCUGUGGGACGCAUCAUUGCGGAUGAGACGGCAAAAAAGGCAGCCGAAACCGAAACAGAAGUGCCCAGAAACGAAGCCGACGAGUCCAAGGAAACAAAAGAUGGCUCUAUCAUCGUCAUCAUUGCGACAGAUGCACCACUGCACCCGACCCAGCUCCAGCGUAUCGCAAAGCGCGCCACUGUAGGGCUUGCGCGAGUGGGAGGCUAUGCGCAUAACCCGUCUGGCGACAUCUUUAUGGCCUUCUCAACGGCCAACGAAAUUCCUGUGCAGACUGUCAAUUCCAACGUGCGCAAGGUUGACCCUUUCAAGCUGGGUUUGCACAAUAUCGACACGGCCGAUAACCAAACCAUCAAUGCUCUUUUUGAGGCGACAGCGGAUGCAACGGAGGAGGCCAUUUAUAACGCGCUUUGCAGCGCGGAGACUUUAACUGGCAAUAGAGGCCAUCGCAUCGAGGCGCUGCCGUUGGAUCAAUUAAAGGAGAUCAUGGACAAGUACCACUAUUCAGGAUAG
Molecule: messenger RNA, 1194 nt
Organism: Akanthomyces muscarius
Lineage: Eukaryota; Fungi; Ascomycota; Sordariomycetes; Hypocreales; Cordycipitaceae
Exons: 1
Coding region: 1-1194 (397 amino acids)
Molecular function (GO): aminopeptidase activity
Source: RefSeq, a predicted model, not a curated record